AUGUCGUGUAACUACGGGAAUGAAACAUAUUCGAGCUUUGUAGUUAAUAGAAUAAAAGGUGUCGGUACAAUGGAGCAUGCCGAUCUGGUGUCGGAAAUGGCGCAAGUGGAGCACCUCACCACACAAGAGAGGCUUCACCUUGCUCGCAGACGGCGCAUGCAACAGCUCAAGAUAUGGCAGCAGAGGGAGAAGGAAUGGGCGAGAAUCAAACCCAAGAGAGAGAAGAGCAACAAGAGGAGUAUCUAUUUCAGCGAUAGUGUUAUGCUGCUUGAGGCUGCAGCGAGGAAUGAUAUUGAAGAAGUACGACGUCUGCUGGCUCGUGGUGUAACACCAGACGCAACAAACGAGGACGGCUUAACCGCGCUGCACCAAUGCUGCAUAGACAACAACGAAGCAAUGAUGCGGCUGUUGCUAGACCAUGGCGCGAACGUCAACGCUGAAGAUAGCGAGAAGUGGACGCCGCUCCACGCAGCAGCUACGUGCGGCAACCUGAACUUAGUACGAAUAUUAAUACAAAGAGGUGCGAAUUUAUUGGCUGUGAACGGUGAUGGAAAUAUGCCCUACGAUAUAUGUGAGGAGGAGAGGACACUGGACGCGAUCGAAAGUGAAAUGGCUGCGAGAGGAGUGACGCAGAGGUUGAUAGACGACACCCGCGCGUCCACGGAGAUGCAAAUGCUGAUGGAUAUAGCGGAAAUGGUUAAGGCCGCCAUGGAUUUGGAUGAACCGAGGGAUAGCCAGGGAGCGACACUUUUACACAUCGCAUCAGCAAAUGGCUACCUCAAGGUCGUGGAGUUCCUUCUCGAACACCGUGCAUCAACAGACGUUGUCGACCAUGAUAUGUGGCAGCCUGUCCAUGCUGCAGCUUGCUGGGGACAUUUAGAAGUAUUAGAACUAUUAGUACAAUAUGGAGCUGAUCUCAAUGUAAGAAAUAAGCACGAUGAAACACCUGCAGAUAUCUGUGAGGAAGGCGAGAUGAGGGCUCGAAUAGCGCGUCUGGCUGCGGAGCAAGAGGAGGUGAGACGUCGGGCAGCCAGCGGCGCCGGAGACAGGCUGCGUACUGCGAGGCGAUCGUCUUCUACCGCUUCCACUAGCAGGGUGCGUUCCGUUCGACGGACUUCGCUGCGGGAAAAACAAAUGGCCGCGAAGGCGGACGCCCGUGGUGAGGCACGACUGAGGGAAACCUUCGACUCCGCUGUAGAUGACGAGUAUCAGGGCUUAACGAACGGUGACAGCGAACAGAAGACAAAUGUAUCAGCCGAUCUAACAAACACAAGGCUCUCAAUAAGCUCGACGACAUCAAACCAAAGCUACGAGUCCGAAAACGUCGACUAUGCCAUACCGAAACAGCCCUACCAACGAUCACACCGACAAGCCGAACUGGAAUCAAAUGAGAAUUACACCCAACCAAAAAUCACGAAUCCCCUAUUCGGUGUGAACGCGGCGUCGCAUUAUUCACCGGCCCCGAUACAAACGAUUCAGGAAAAUGAGAAAAUGUACGAACGCACCCUGCCCAACGGCGUCCGGAAAGCGCCGGAGGGCCAAGACAACGAAGGGUUCAAAAGCGAGGACGCCCUCGACGGUAGGAAAGAGCUGGUAAUACCAAGCCAGAUUGCGAUCGCCGACGGCAGUACGGCCACAUACACCACAGACAAUAAUGGUAAAAUCAAUGUUCAUGUCACCGUCAUGAUUAACGCAGGCACCCUCGCGGACUUGAAGAAACAACGCGCGCAGAUAAGAACGAACGGUAGCCCUGUCGAAUCUACGAUGAAUUCGAACAACCACAGCCUUAAUUCAAUUUCGGAGAAGGAUCAGAACCCGUCGAUCUUAUCGCCGAGUUCAGGAACUGUGCCUAGGUUUUCAGGGCACACGAGCGACGUCGUAGGCGAUAUUCUGUUGGACAUUUCUUUCUCGACAAAUGUUCAGACACGAUGCUGUUCACCUAUUUAUCACGACUGCUUCCUUGGACAAUUCAUAUCCUUCAAGACUUAA
Molecule: messenger RNA, 1989 nt
Organism: Leptosia nina
Lineage: Eukaryota; Metazoa; Arthropoda; Insecta; Lepidoptera; Pieridae
Source: the annotation of a GenBank genome assembly